GUCCACAACUAAAAUAAACCCUAGACGUCCCACAUCCAUCCCCGCCGACCCCACCUCGCACCUCCCCCGCGGCCCUUCUCCAGUCCCCGCCGCCAUCCUGCUUCGUCGCUGGGAGCAACGCACUGCCUCUCUCCCUUUGCGCACCGCGCGCCUCAGGCUUUUGCGAGGCAUCUUGGAUUUGUUGCACCGCUGCAGGAAAGGACGAGGUGAUCAAAUCUGAUUGCUGCAGCUUACCUAGCAGCUUGAAAUUGGGAUCAACGAGUAUGGGUUUGUUGGCGCGGCGGUUUCUGAAUUUGAUCGUGCCCGGCUGCUCCCCCGGUGUCAAAUCGUUGCGCCGCAUCGACCUGACGCGCCAGCGGCUGUUUUACCAAGUCGGAUCACCACCAUCACCACCACCACCACCACCACCAUCACCGUCGGCUUUAGAGAUGGAGACGAUCCGAUUUGCUGAUCCCAGCUUCACCUUCCGAGCUUUGAACAACGAAUGGAAGAUGGACUGCUUCCCGCUUGCGGAUUAUAGCGAGAGCAAGGUUAUCUGUGCGGACCAUUCGGGGCGCGGCUUUGUCUUUGAUCUGGACUCAGCUAUGGUGGGAACCAUCCCCAGACUCCGCCCGCCCAAGGUGAUGCCCAUCUCCAUCUUCGUUCACAAACCCCACGUCGAUGCUAACUUGCGGAUCGAUAGUAAGGGCAGCAGUCUUUUCCUCAUGGAGAAGGUUCUCCAACCGGAAGUGAGACGACGAGCUGGUGUGCCGCAGGAGAGUGAGCAGUUUGUGGGCUUCAUCAACCGCCUUAAUGGUUUGGCCGUCACUGGCAAAUCCUGGCACUGCCACCUCCUUCCACCACCACCAUUUGUACGGGAGACAUAUCACUGGUCCAACAAAUGCCUCCCCCAGAUCACAGCCUAUGGUGUGGUCGGUGGUGGCUCACAUGUUUGCAUAUCUGUUGAGGGUGUUGGCACCUACUGUCUGGACACAGAAAGCCUCUUAUGGAACAAAGUCGGUGACUGGACUCUCCCCUUCCAUGGCAAGGUUGAGUAUGUACCUCAGCUCAAGCUCUGGUUUGGCCUCUCAGCCGGUGCCCAGCAAUUGGCUGCUGUUGACCUUUCUGGCAUGCUGGAUUCUUCUCCCCAGCCACUGCGGCUGGUGGGAGGCCCUUGGAAGGAGCUUGUUCAUCUGCCACAGGAAUGGAAGGAGUGCAGGGAUCCUCAGUUUGUCAGCCUGGGUUCCGGCAGGUUCUGCAUUGCAAGGUUCUUCACCCAAGAAGCUGAAGCAGGCUCUGGUUGUGAUCAAAUGGUCCUCAAUAAUUUUACUGUCUUGACUGGCGUGGAGAUCAAUAGCAGUGGCAAAGGUGGCACAGGGAAAUUAGAACUCCAAAUGACCACUCACAUAUCAAGACGUGUCAACAACACUAGCAUCGAGACAUUAUUCUAACUAAUUAUGGUGCUUCGUUCACCAGACUCUCUGUUUUAUCUAUUAUCCGUGCCUUGAGGCAACUUAAUUGUCAUCAUAUAGAACUUAGAAAUGGAAGCCUGCCGCUAGCUGUUGCACCAUUUAAUAUUCUCCUGUAGUGAUGCAAAAUAUUACCCAAUUAAGUUUAAGCUAUCUUAUUAAGUUGAUUCCCUUACCGUUUAAGUUUAAAUCGUUAUACCUUGGUGUAAUUUGUACAUUGCCUCAUGUGAUGAUAUAUUCCAUAGUAUGAACUAA
Sorghum bicolor (sorghum) is the source of this 1703-nucleotide messenger RNA. RefSeq lists its product as uncharacterized. The coding region runs from base 264 to 1430 and encodes 388 amino acids. Lineage: Eukaryota; Viridiplantae; Streptophyta; Magnoliopsida; Poales; Poaceae. The record is from RefSeq and is a predicted model, not a curated record. The transcript has 3 exons.